Messenger RNA from Leptinotarsa decemlineata (Colorado potato beetle), 1077 nucleotides. RefSeq lists its product as uncharacterized. Gene Ontology annotation, molecular function: ubiquitin conjugating enzyme binding; ubiquitin protein ligase activity. The record is from RefSeq and is a predicted model, not a curated record. Gene Ontology annotation, cellular component: cytoplasm. Lineage: Eukaryota; Metazoa; Arthropoda; Insecta; Coleoptera; Chrysomelidae. Gene Ontology annotation, biological process: proteasome-mediated ubiquitin-dependent protein catabolic process; multicellular organism development.
AUGGGUAACGAAACCGAAGAAACUCUGGUCCAGUUGCUAGUCAAAGAACUAAUUUGUAAAUCCUGCUCCGCCCAGAUGUCCCCUCCGCUAAUCCAAUGUUUUUCUGGACACCAUGAAUGCAGUGAGUGUAUUGAGAAAUCUGAAAAGUGUUCUAUAUGCGCUUCACCGAGAAACUCCAGUGGAAAUAUGUUUUUGGAAAGACUGGGUUUCAGAACAACGCUGAAAUGUCCUUUCGCCAAUAAAGGUUGCCUAUUCUCAGGCAAGGCAUUGGAGGUUGCAGCUCACGAAAAAGUUUGCAUCUUUGGUUCCAAACCAUUUCUUUCAAAUGGUAAACGCAAUGCUAUGGAAAGUGACGCAUUUGAAAAUGUUGGUUAUGUCAAAACUGUGGAGGAGAGUCUAUCCAGACGAGGAGCAGAUAUUGGAAAAGAUUCGCCCGGAGAAUUUUUGGAAGAAGUAUUUGCCUCAGCGUUAGAGUGUCCUAUCUGCUUGACGCAAAUUUUACCACCCAUAAGAGCAUGUCAUAACGGCCAUCAAAUUUGUACCGCAUGUUUCUACCGAAUAGACGAUUGUCCAGUGUGUCGUGGCCCGAAAAUGUUACAGACCAACACAUUUUUAAACCAAAUUAUCAAGAGACUAGAUGUUCGUUGCAAGAAUGCUUCCAACGGCUGUCAAAUAACCAGAAAAGGUGGAUCCAUUAUUUGUCACGAAUUAGUGUGUGGAUUUGGCUUCAAGUCGUGCCCAUUGAAAAUGACCGUAGAAUGCAGAUGGAGGGGUUUGAAAUCUGACUUCGUAGAUCAUUGCGUGAAGCAGCAUGCUGGCAUGAUCAGUUUGAAAUCUGAAAAUUCGUGGGAUUUGAGGAAUUUCAAGGAAGAACACCGCCCUCAAUUCAAUCUGCUUUACGUUCACGGUGUUAUUUUCAGAUGUGGCUGGGAGAGACAUGGUCUCUCAAGAAGAUUCUCCGUGAAUCACAUACGAGAUAGAAAGAACGCGACGACAUACACUUUCGAACUCAAUAUAGUCCAUCCUGGAUCUGAUGACAUCUUUAUAGGUUUCAGUGCAAACGUGAACGUGAACUAG